Closterium sp. Naga37s-1 is the source of this 840-nucleotide messenger RNA. NCBI's taxonomy places the organism in Eukaryota, Viridiplantae, Streptophyta, Zygnematophyceae, Desmidiales, Closteriaceae. The record is from the annotation of a GenBank genome assembly.
AUGAGCCCUUCACUCUGGCUUGUAUUCCCUGAGCGCCUCCGCCUGCAGGCCUUUCUUUCCUUGCGCCUCCGCGUGCAGGCCUUCACUCUGCUUUCGGAACCCGCGUUCCUUCCUGCCACAUCGCCGUCCAUUUUACUCACGUUAUUCUCGCCCCUGCCAGUUCCCAGUAGUGUUGGAGGUGUUUUGUCAGACCAUGGCCUCAUUAUGUGUUCCCUCUGUCCGGUGUUUUCUGUGUGCCCCACGUCUCCUGUGUGCCCCGUGUUUUCUGUGUGCCCCGUGUUUUCUGUGUGCCCCGUGUCUUCUGAGACGGAGGAGCUUAUAGCGGACAUGUUGGGGGUGGAGGUGUUCCGCCAGACCAUCUCGGCCCACUGCGCUUCCUGCCUCUUGCUCCGUUCCUCCUCAUGCUGCAUUGCUCUGCCUCAUACGACAUUCCUCCCUCUGCCUCCCUCUACCUCAUGCUACCACCACCAGGAGACGGAGGAGCUCAUAGCAGACGUGUUGGGGGUGGAGGUGUUUCGUCAGACCAUCGCCGGCAACAUCCUCGUCGGCAGCUACUGUGUCUUCACCAACCGGGGCGGCCUGGUGCACCCGCAAACAUCAGUGGAAGAUCUCGAUGAGCUGUCAUCGCUGCUACAAGUGCCGCUGGUGGCCGGCACAGUGAACCGCGGCAGUGAGGUGGUGGGGGCGGGGCUCGUGGCGAAUGACUGGGCGGCAUUUGCAGGGUUUGACACGACAGCCACGGAGCUGUCGGUGAUUGACAGCGUGUUCAAGCUGAGGGAGAGCGUGGCUCCCAGCGUGGUGCAUGAGAUGCGCGCCUCCCUCAUUGACACUCUUGUAUGA